Messenger RNA from Xyrichtys novacula (pearly razorfish), 1122 nucleotides. The record is from the annotation of a GenBank genome assembly. Lineage: Eukaryota; Metazoa; Chordata; Actinopteri; Labriformes; Labridae.
GCUUUGUGAAGACCAGAUCAGACCACAGGGAGACAGAAAAGACUUCCUCACCAAAACUCCAGCAGAGAAAUCCUCAGGAUGAAUCCCAUCAGACGCAGAGAGUCCGUCUGCAGGAAUCUGUUUGGCCCCGUGGACCAGGAGCAGCUGCGCAGGGACUUGAAGCAGAGACUGAAGGAGAUCGCGGAGCAGGACAGCCGCCGCUGGAACUUCAACUUCCACACUGACACGCCGAUGUGUGGCAGAUUUCAGUGGGAGGAAAUCCCCGCAGACUGCGCUGCUGCUGUGUACCAGGAGUCUGCACAGCUGAGGGAGAGAGCUGCCUGCACCCCACAGACUGAGGAAAGUGACAGGUUGAGCGCCUGCCAGGAGACCGACCAGGAAAACUGCUCCAACAUCUCCAACACGCACAAGUACCCCGCUGAAGUGACGCCGGUCCGGAGGAAGAGGACGUACCAAAAAUCUGCAACUAAGCCCAGAAACAACACAAAAAUUACAGGUAAAGAACUAAUCCAACAGAUUUGGUGUUCAUUACAGACAUGUUCGACGAAUAAAAGUGGACUAACCUCUCUAUUUUUUUUCUUUUUUGACAGAUUUCUUCGCAAAGAGGAGGAGGUCGACAGAAACAAAGAGCAUCCUGAAACCUUUCCUCACAAGUUCCAGUGAAGCAGCUGUGUGCAAGACAAUACGAUAGAGCUGCGUGUGAAAAUGGACUUUUCAUGUUUUGAAGCAUAUCUCUAUGAACUGAGCCAAAGCCUAUUCACUGCACCAAAGUUUUUCUUAAUUUAAUUAGAUUUUAUUUCACGUUAUUUUAUUUCAUUUUGUCGUCAUUUUAAGUUCCAGUGAAGUGGUUAAACAGUGCCGCUUAAUGAUAUUUAUUUUAUUUAUGAACUUUUAUUUAAUUUCUCUGCUUUUGCUUGGAUGAUUUGGUAAAUCUGUUUGUCCUCAUUUCCAUCAACGUUGUCAUUAUGUUUUAUUCUUGUUGGUGAAUUUAAGCUGCUUCAGAAUGUAAUGAAAGCACUAUAAUGUCAUGUUUUUGCCUUACCCAAAUUAAAUAAGAUGUGAACCAAAAAGCUUGUGUGCCUACGGAUAUAAUAUGUCAAUAAACUCUUCUUUUAAUGCCAA